GGAUAGGCUGACUAAUAAUGUGCCAAUGCAUGACCAUGGUUCUAAAAUUCAUUUGAAGUGCAAAUGUCAAUGAAUAUUAACUAUCUUGUUUAAUACAAUAAGAGAAUAAAGUGUUGUAUGCGUUUGUAUGUGUAUAAAAGCCGGUAAAAAAAACAAGUUGGCGUUUGUUGAUAACUAACUAACUACCUAUCCGUUUUGUCUCAUCAAGGUAUCAUCAGUUCAGACCAACUACAUAUUAUUAUUAUUAUUAUGAACAAAUGAAUAUAGAAUUGUGUAUUAUUCACAUAAACUUUAUUUAGGAUUGGUUACUUAUGCCACAAGGUCAUUGUAACUAACUACGUACACAUAACUGUUACUCUAUCUAUUGCUUAAAGUAACCAUUACCUGGGUUGUUGUGUGGGUGUUUUAACUAUUGGGACACAUGUUCUGACUAAUAACAUUAAUAUGGGAUCUAUUGAUGUGUUUUUUUUGAUUGUGUAAACAAGUAUAUAUACGUGUUGUGUGUGCAGGUUGUUGUUGUUGGUACCAUAGAAACAAACGAAAGAUUUAGAAUACAGAAAUAACCAAGACAGCAAAAAGUAGUGUGCGUAUGUAUGUGUGUGUGCGACAGCGAGAGAGAGAGAGAAAGAGAACAACUACUGUGCGUUUGUGUAACAACAUAUGGGCAUGACAACACACCAUUAUGAUAGUAGUAAUAACCUGUAACUAUUACAUUUAAAUGGUAACACACAAUACAAAUUACAAGUUAAUAGCUACCUUUUUUUCUAGUGAGAUUGCCAACACUCAAUUACAUAUUUAUAUAUCUCUCUCUCUCUCUUUCAAUAUCUAUAUAUAAAGAAGAGUGUAAAAGAAAAACCACACAUUUAUAGAACAGUAACUUUUCAUUAGUAAUAUAUUAAUAAAGAAAGAAAUAAAUCUAUUUACUCUCUAUAGUUGGAUUAUAAUAUCAAUUCAUCUAGGUAAAGUUAUAAAACGGGCAAAUAAAAAUUAAACCGUGGAAACAAGGAUUACGUAAUCGAAGAAAAAGAACGUUGAACCAUUUCAGUAUACUCACUCAUCUUCUUUCUGUCUCUCUGGGUGUAUGUGUGUGUGUGUGUGCGUCUAUGUUGAUAUAGAAACAUAAUUGUGUGGUUGAUUUCAUUGAAAAUAAAAUUAUUAAUCAACUAAUAAAGUGAACAAAUGAAUUCUUUCAUUAAAGUUUUAUAUUCAUUUUCAUUAUGGAAUUAUAUAAUACUAUUAUUAGUAAUAUUGAACAUCUCAGGAAAUCAUGCAACAUUUGCCAACAAUUUGCUUAAUGACAAGAUACGAUUAGUUGACGGAAAUCAAUUGGCGCAUGUUCUAUUAAAUACGAAUAAUUUACAAAAUCAUUAUCAUCAACUCAUAGCUAAAUCUGUGAUUGGUUCACCCUACUUAAAUAUUGAUCCUAAUGGAUUACCGACAAGUAUUCAAUUUCCAGCUGAACCAGUCAGUGGAUUGUUUUUAACUCCUGCCAUAUUGGAACAAACGAAUAAUUUAUUGGAUCAGUUCAAUACAUUUGGUUGUCCAUGGAAUUUAACAGCAUGUGUUUCAGGUGAAUUUACUAUUCGAUUUGGUUUAUUACCUGAACAAACAACACCAAAUUCUAAAACUCAUAUCCUUAGCUUUAUAGCUUCAUAUUUUACUAAUCAAGAAAAACUACCAUGGUUACUUGAAUUUUAUAUUUUCACUGAUAAUUUAUUGAUUAUUAAUUGGAAUCAAUUAUCCAAUAAAUCAAUAUCCAAUAUUAUUAUUCCAUUAACAAUAAAUCAAUGGAAUAUUAUAGAAACAACAAUUAAUUUAAAAACUAAUCAUCUCAUUGUCAAGAAUAAUAACCAACAAUAUAAAUCUAAUAAUAUUUCCAAUGAUAAUCAUGAAUAUCCAUGGUUACCAAUGGUUACUAUGCAUAAAAUGGAAUCAUUCAAACAAUUUAUUGGUUUAUUAUUUGGACAUGCAACCCAGUUACAAAUGAAUACGAAUCAAUCAAUUAUUAAUUUUGCUCUAAAUCAUUUCUAUAUUGAAUCAUCUGAUAUAGUGAAAUAUCGUAAACCAAAAGAUUUAAUGAAUGUAUUAGAUCAAAUACCAACUAAUCCAAUUAAAUAUAUAUCAUCAGUGAAUUUCCCUGAAGGAAGUUUUGUACGCUAUGAUUUUAUGAAUCGUUUACAAAGAACUGUUGAAGAAGAAGUAUUGACCAUUAAUUUCACAUUACCAUUUGGUGUUACAUCGGGUUUAUUAUGGUUUAGUGAAAGUGAUCAAUCAAAAAGUUAUGUAUAUAUAAAGAAUUCAUUACUCUAUUAUAUAUAUGCAAUUACUGAUCAAACUGGUAAAGCACAACGUACAGUAACUGAAGAGAUAUUUCUAAAUUCAUCAUUAAUUCCAGAAAAACCGCAAGUUUUACAACUUAUUCGAGAUCGAGAUAAUUUGACAAUUACACUUGAUCAUCGUAGCCAAGCAAGUAGAUCAAUCGCUGGUCGAGCACCUUUAGUGUCGACUGAUGGAAAAGUUUAUCUUGGUGGGUCAGUUGAUCCAAUCAAAGAUACUGAAGGCAAAGUCGAUAGAACUUUUGAAGGACGUAUUACAAAGGCUGAAAUUACAAGAAAAGGUGAUAAAGAUGUUAAUCUUUUAAAUGUAUUAAUUGAUCCUAAUUGGAAAGAUUCUAUUCAACCAACUGGUAUUACAGAUGUUAGAUUUCGUUUACCUAAAGCUCAACUUAUUAUUGGACCAACUUCAUCAAAUAAACGUUUUACAUCAUUAGAAUCAGAAUUUUCACGUAUACCAGUACCGAUUACAUUUAUGGGUACAGAUGAUUCAAUUGUACGAUUUGAUACAUGGAAUUUUGAAUUAUAUAGAUCAUUUGAAAUUAAAUUUUCUACUUAUGAACCAAAUGGAAUAUUAUUCUUUGUUGGACCUGAUCAAGAACAUAGAGAUUUUGUUUGUGUAGAAUUAUUCGAUGGAAAUGUAUAUUUUGUUUAUGCAGUUGGUGGACAUUAUAAACAUAUUCGAUUGAAUCCACCAAAAACAGUUGUGAAUGAUGCAGGUAUAUAUAGUGUAUAUGUAUCACGUAAUGCACAGCAUAGAUUUACUGUAAAAUUCAAUAAUCAAUUAGUCGAUGUUGAAGAGGGUAAGGAAGCGCAUCAAGCUGCAUUUGCUACAUAUACUUAUAUUGGAAGUAUUGAUAAUGUGGGUCGUUUACCAUGGCAUGUUUGGUCACGUGAAAAUUUUGCCGGUUGUAUUCAUUCAAUAUUAGUAAAUGAAAAUAGUUAUUUAGAUGUUUCAUCUCGAAUGAUUCAACAUACUGAUAUUGGCAAAGGAAUUCGUUUAGGACAAUGUGAAGUACCGAAACAACGUUGUAAUGAAAAAAUCUGUGGUGGUGGACGAUGUUCCAGGCGUUCAUAUCCAUUUUUAGAAGAAUCAAAUUAUGCUUGUGAUUGCAGUGAAUCAGAUAAAACAUUUCCAGAGAAAACUAUGGAUAUUCGACGAUCUGUCGGAUGUCAUCGAGAUGCUCCAAUACUUGAAAUGGAUGGUGAUAUGGUAUAUGUAGUUGAUUUUGAAGAACAGAUCAAUAAAUUAAUUACACAUACAGAUGAUAUUAGUUUACAAUUUAAAACAGAAACUAAUCUUUAUGGACAAACGGAUCAUUUACCAUUAUUCUAUUCAGUAUCUCGGGCUGAUAGAUCAUAUUUUCGUGUAGAUUUAGUUAAUGGACAAAUACGUGUUCAAACCAAUAUUAAUCAUAAAGGCAAAUCAAAUGCAUUCGAGGAAUUCUUUCUUCCAAGUGAUACAUUAAAUGAUAAUCGUUGGCAUACAUUACAUAUUGCACGUCGUGCUGAUUAUAUUGUCAUCUCUGUUGAUAGAGCUUCAAUAACUGGGAAAAUUCCUCUCCUUGAUCCUCAUGAUACAUUUCAAUUAAUAGCUCAACAAAUUUAUUUAGGUAGUGCUGGUCCACCAAAUUUUGGUUAUUAUCAAGAUAUUGAGACAAAGAAAAUUAUGUUACCACCUGGACCAAAAUUUAUUGGUGAAUUUAGAAAUUUUUAUUGGAAUCAAUAUGAUUUAAUUGGUACUAAAUUAUUUCCAACUAAAUAUAUUACACAUUUAUUAAAUCCACCACCAAUUCGACAUAAAUUUCCUAUAUGGCCAAGACAACAAACUUAUUCAAUUACAUGUAAAUCUGGUUUAAUUUAUGCUCAUAUGAAUAAACCAAUUACAAUGAAAAAUGGUGGUGAUACAUGGUUAAUUGAAUUUAAAACCAAUUAUGAUGGUGUAUUAUUUCGAGCUCGUGAUAUCAAUAAUCCUAGUGGAAUACAUAUUACAGCUAUGAUUCUUAAUGGUCGUAUACAUAUUGUCUAUUCAAUUCAUGAUCAAAAAGGUGUUUAUCAAAUUACUUCUGGUCCAGGUGCUGAUAAUGUUGCUGAUGGUAAUUGGCAUCGUCUUGCAAUAACUCUACGAAAAUAUAAUAAAGAAAUUCUAGCCUAUCUAGAUGGUUAUUCAAAUGAGUAUCUAGUUGGUAAAGAUGUUCGUGUGGAUUUAUUAUCACAAUUCGAUAUAUUUUUUGGUGGUAUACCAGAACAUGAAUGGUUAACAUUACUUAAUUUAUUACGUCGUUAUGCAAUGAAUUCAUUAGAACAAAGUGAAGCAAAAGAUGGUCAACAACCAUCAUUAACCGGUUGUAUUGGAUCAUUUAAUAUAAGAGCAAAUAAUUUCACUGAUAAUUUAUUAAAAUUAUAUGAUAGUUAUUUAACUGCUUAUCCAGCUAAUGAAUUAAUAAGAGGCUAUUGUAUGGAUUUAAAACGAUGUACACCAUCUUAUUGUCAUCAUGGUGGAUUAUGUCGACAAAUAUCGGAUAAUGAAGUUCAAUGUAUAUGCAGUGGAACUGGUCAUGAAGGACCUAGAUGCUCAAAUCCAAUAAUUGAAUGUCCAUCAGGUUAUUGUAAAAAUAAUGGACGAUGUAAAAUAGUUAAUGGUCAACCAAUAUGUGAUUGUUCUAAUACAGGUUAUACUGGAACAAUGUGUGAAAUUAGUCCAUGUAGUAGUGGAACAUAUUGUCAUAAUAAUGGACGGUGUUAUAUGAUUGGUUCAGUUGCUGCAUGUGAUUGUAAAGGGACUGGUUUUACUGGACCAAGAUGUCUUGAAUCGAUUUGUACUCCAGGUUAUUGUGGCUAUGGAGGAGUAUGCACAGUAGAUCCACUUACACAAAAACCAGUAUGUAAUUGUCGUGGAACCGGUUACACUGGAACACGUUGUGAAACUCGUAUAUGUUCUGUUAAUUAUUGUGAAAAUUAUGGUGAAUGUAAAGUAGGUCAUGAUGAUCGUCCAACAUGUGAUUGUUCCAGAACUAAUUAUGCUGGACCUACAUGUAAUAUACCAUUAUGUCCACCAAAUUAUUGUACUGGACAUGGUAUUUGUGUUGUGCGUCAAAGAAAUCCUACAUGUGAUUGCUAUCCAGGAUAUAGAGGACCACGAUGUGAAAUUGAAGUAUGUCCAUCGGAUUACUGUAUGAAUGGUGGUACAUGUUAUCCUGGUCCAGAUCAUAAACCACAUUGUACAUGUCCAGCGAAUUUCGAAGGGGAACAAUGUGAAAUGAGAAAAUUAUGCCCACCAGAUUAUUGUUUACAUGGUGGAAGAUGUACCAUGAAUAGAGGUAUACCAAAGUGUGAUUGUUUAGGCACCGAUUAUAAAGGUACACAAUGCGAAAUACCUGAAACUUGUCCAAUUGGUUAUUGUCAAAAUAAUGGUGUUUGUUCAGUGAAAAGUGGUAGUUAUGUAUGUGACUGUACUGGGACAGGAUAUCGUGGACGAACAUGUACAGAGCCUAUAACAUGUCCACCAAAUUAUUGUAAUAAUGGUGGUAUUUGUUCAGUUCUACCUGGAAAUGUUUAUCGAUGUGACUGUUCAAUGACAGCAAGAACUGGACCGCAAUGUGAUUCCAGUGCUCAUGGUAUUCAUAUUGGAUAUGAAAGAGAUGGUUAUCUUAUUUAUAAUUUAAUACCAUCUAUACGUACAAUUGAUGAUAAUGUAACAUUUGGUUUUAAAACUUAUAUGAAUUCUGGUACAUUAGUUACAUUUUUAACAACCGAUGGAAAAUAUUGGGCUAUUAAAUUACGUGAUGGUCGUGUCAUUGUUGAUACAGGUGGGAAAAUUACACAUGAUUUCGGUAUGCGUUCAAAUGAUGGAAAUUAUCAUAUUAUAAAUAUUGAACGUAAAGGACGAACAAUGAUUGUUACACAAGAUGGUGAAGUACUAAGAUUAUCAUUACAAGAUUUAGUCAAUCCAUAUGAUAAUAGUCUUACUUACAAUGCUAUUCAUUUAGCUGUAGAUGAGAAAAAAUCUGAUAUAUUCCGUGGAGUAAUCGGAGGAUUACAUUGGAAUGGAAGAUAUCCAAUUGAUGAUUUAAAUGCACGUAUAGUUACAUCAACUGGUACAGUGACAAUUGUACCAACACCAGGUUUUCAAAUACGUCCACCAAGACCACAACCUGAAUGUAUAUCUGAUUAUUGUUCAAAUGGUGGUCGAUGUUAUGCAGAAAAUUAUCAACGAAAAUGUGAUUGUCGAUAUACAGCGUAUAAUGGAGCAAGAUGUGAAAGACAAUCUCGUGGUUUUAUGCCACAGAUACCAGAUAAUGGAGCUUUUGUAAUUUAUCAAAUUCAACCAUUAAAUCGAACAAAUCGUGAUCAAUUAAGAGUUGCUUUUCAAACAUGGUAUAAUGAUGGUCCAAUUGUACGUGUUGUACAAACAGAUGGUUCAUAUUAUGAAGUUUAUUUACGUGAUGGAAAACUAUACGCCGAUAUCAACGGUGCUGAAUUCACUCUUAGUAAACCAUCACAAAUAUUUAAUGAUGGUCGUAUGCAUGUGAUUACAAUGGAUCGAGAUAAAGCACGAUUCAAUUUCACUAUAGAUGGACAUCAUACAUCACAUUAUGUGCCUGGUAUUGUCUCUGUGGACGGUUCAUUAAUAUCACAGGAGAUAAUUCUUGGAGCUGAUCGGACUUAUCAAAAUACUUUCAAAGGUGUAAUUGGUGCUUUCUACUGGAACGGACAAUAUUUAAUUAACCAAGUUGGUUCACUUGUCUCCAAUACUAAAGUCAUGGUGGCCCCAGGUAGAAAUGUUGCUAAAAAUAUGGAUGAAAUAGUUGUGGUGCUUAUGCCCGAAUUAUUAAAACCAAUUAAACCAAGCAUACCUGAUAAUAAACCAUUACCGGAAGUUCUACCAGAUGGUAUAAUAGCAGGUGGUGUUGUUAUGCCUGGUUUAGGUAGUAGAAAUGAAGAUCAUGGAGGUAUAAUUCAUAUAUCUGAUGGUAAUAUCUAUGGUGCUGGUGCAACUGGAAUCAAUGCCGGUACUGGAUUGAUUCUUUCUCAAGCUGGUGGAUUAUUUGGUUUAGGCGGUGCUAUGAUUGAUGGUCUAUUAGCUGGAUUACUAUUAGCUUUGUUAUUAUUAAUUUCUGCUUUAAUAUGGGCAUGUUGGAGAUGUAAACCUGGAUGUUGUGGUUGGUGUACUGGUAAAUCGAGCGGAUUAGCUGGACGUAGUGCAUGGAGUCGAUUAGCUGCGAUAUGUUGUGCUGCUCCUGAAAGCGCUAUUAUUGUUAAAGAAAAGAAACAUUUACUGAGUGAUAAUGGCAACAUAGGCAUAGUAGAUGGAGCAGCGACUGGUGGUAUGACUGCAACAAGUCUACAAUCAUUACAAACUCAAUCACGUAUAGUUAAAGCGCCUCUAUCGGUAACCAGCUAUCCUAUAGGACAUAAUCAUAGAUUAGAUCUGACAGAUCAAAUUGGAGCAUCAGGUAUUUCCACUAUACGUAUUGAUCAACCAGUAAUGGAUGAUUUAAGCGCACGUCAAAAUGUCUACAAUAUGGAAGGUAUGAAAGUUGACUGUGUUGUCAUUACUAAGAAUAGUAAAUAUGUUGUAACUGGAUCUGGAAUGGGACCACCACAAGUAUGGGAUACUCAGUCUGGUGAUUUAUGCAAAAUUAUGGAUGGUCAAGAAUUCGGUUGUACAGAUCUACAUUUAGCUUGUGAUGAUUCUGUUCUAGUCGCUCAAGUAUUAGAUGAUAUCACUGGAUUGGAUACAUUAAAUGAACCAAGUGAAAUUCGUGUAAAACGUCUACAGUUAUGGGAUUUUGCUACAGGUCGACAACUUGAAAUGCCAAUUGAAAUUAUGUGUACAGCUACUUGUAUUACACGAUCCAGUGAAUAUGUUAUCAUUGCACAAGUUACACAAGAAGGACCAGCUAUAUUAGUAUGGAAUUUAACUGGUAAUCAAUCAGAUCAUAUUAUUCCAUAUCAUCCAGUGAAUCCAUUAUUAAAAGAUUCUAUUUCCUAUUUGAAUAUUUCAUUGGAUGAUCGUUUAGUUGUUGCUGGAUUAAAUAAUCCAACUGAUGAAUUAGCUUACUUUAUGGUGUUUGAUUUAACUGCUAGUUAUGUGGGUAUACAUCAACCGAAAUUUAUCACAUUUAAUGCUAAAGCUGAAGCUACUGAAAUCAUUGGAAAUGAUGAAGCUGUGACAGGUACACGUCGAGGUGAAUUAUUUGUAUGGAAUUUAUUAACUGGACGAGUUAUGCGUCAAAUACAAAUUAGUGCAACAUUAGAAGGUGGUAAUUUAACUAUGUUACCACCACAUAGUGAAACAAUACAUUGUGUUAAAUUAUCUACAGAUGGACAUUAUUUAGUAACUGGAUCACAAGAUCAAACAGCUAGAAUAUGGACAAUGCCAGAUGAACGUUUAUUGCAUACAUUAGAAGGACAUGCUGAUGAUGUUCUUAGUGUAGCCAUUUCAUUAGAUUCAGAAGUUGUUGUCACUGGUAGUUGGGAUGGUUCAAUACGUGUAUGGCGUGUACGUGAUGGUAAUCAAAUGUGUUGGUUCACAUCAAAUAUUGAAAUAUUACAAGUCAAAAUAAGUAAUGAUAAACGUGCAUUAGUUGCAUUAGGUGAAAGAAGUGGACAUCGUAAAUUAAUUAUGUUACAAGUAUUACGUAAUCGUACAAGAACAACAACUAAUUUACGUACAGCUGGUUCACGUAUCAAUUCAUCAUUAUCACCUCCAACACCAGGUUAUUCACCAUCAUCUCCUGUUAUUAUGGCAUAGAAACAAUAAGAAUAAGAAAAAAGAAACAAAGAGAAGAAAAUAGUUGUCUACUGAUUAUUAUUAUCAUCAUCAUAGUUAUCCAAUAUUAAUCUGAAUGGAAUCGUUUCAUCCAUAUUCUUCUUCUUCUUCUUUUUCUUCUUUAUUUUUUUCAUUGUCAACAUGAAUGCUUACACUAUUACAUCAUCAUCAUCAUCAUCAUUAUCAUGAUCGAUCUCAAGUCAUUUAGGAGUUAUGAAAUUAUUAUUAUUAUAACUAUUAUUAUUAUUACUAUGAGUACUAUUAGUAGUAUUUAUAAUGUUCAAUAAUACCGAGGUUGAUAAACAAACAAGACAAUGUCACUCUAUUUUCCUUACAUCAUAUCUAUCUAUCUAUCUAUCAAUCUAUCUAUAUAUGUAUUCAACUCCAAGAGCACAGUUUAUAAAGACACUAAGAAUAGUUAUAAUGAAAUUACACAUACAUUUCUUUGUUAUUGUUAUUGUUGUUGUUGUUGUUUUAAAACAAUCGGUUUCAAUAUCCAAUCACCAAUUGAACCAUUUAUUUAUUCAAUCAAUCAAUAGAUCGAUCAAUCAAUCAAUCAAUAAUCACUGUUAUUUCGAUCAAAUACGGAAACCAAAUUGAUCGAAAUGAUUUUUUUUGUCGUUGUUGCUAAGACAGGAUUUUCUACCCAACAAAGUCUAUUCUUCUAAAAAAAAUAAUAAAAUAAUCGAUAAAUGUCUACCAAUAUACAUAUGAAUACAUAAAAUGCAUUUAAUAAAACAUUAUUUUAUUCAGUGCUAAUUUCCUUCUAAACAGCACUCUACUCCACUCCACCCUAUCCCUCACAUAUACAUACACACACACGCGCACGCACGCAGUUUAGUUGUUCUAUUUUUGUUCUCUUUUAAGUUUUGUCUUUAUUUUCUUCGUCUUCUUCAGUUUGAUAUAUUCUAUAUAAUGAGAAUAAAUAAUGGAAAUUUUUAUUUAGGGAUAAAAGAAAACAGGUUGUAUUCAAUGUUCACUUUAAUUAUUUUCUUAACUUUUGUUGCUAAGUAGUAAAAGUAACAACAGAUUAAUUAUUCUUUCAUAUACAGAUAUCUUCAUUUGUAUAUGAGAAUAAUAUCUAGUUGUUCAUUGAUAGUUUAUAAUUAUGUAUGUUCUUCUAAUAUCAAAGAUUCUUUCUUUUUUGGAUGAUGAUGAUGAUGAUUGGAAAUAUGAUUGAUGGUUUAUUGCUUUGUUUGUUUAUAACCAUUGUGUUUUCAUACUAAAUUGAAUGAUAUAAUCUUAUGUUUGAAAUAGAAAGGUCAUAGAAAUGCCAUAAUCUCUGUGAUGUGUGUAAUUCUUAUCCUUUACAAUUGGCUUAGUAACAACUAUUCUCUUAUAUAUAGGUUUAUAUACAUUCGAACACAUACAUACAUACAUACAUACACACAUAUAUAUAAUGCGGUCUAUUUUUAGAAGUUUACCCAAAAGUUUCUUGUUCCAACUACAGAAAAAAAGAGGCAAAAACAAAAAGAAAAAGAAAUAAACAGAAUUAGUAACUAUGCUGAGGAUACUGUUUUGUGAUUGGCUAAUUAUUUCAGGUAUUCUAUUCUCUAUAUUAUACAUUAAGUGAACAAUCUAUUUUUGGCUGAAGUUUUCUUUUCUUUCACUUAACACAUGAAUAUUUACAUAUGACAUAAUAAGUAGAAAACAAAGAAGAAGAAGAAGAACAGAAUCAUGAAACAUUCUCUUUAUUUUAUUUGUUAAUAUGAUUCUUUUAUUUAUUAUGUUUUUCUCUUUUUUUCUUUUCUUUGUUUAUGGAACUAUUCUAUGAAAAGAGUUUUAUUCCACUAUGACAUAAUUCAUAUGCUUAUUGUGUUGAAUUGAUUCGAUGGAUUCAUUUUGCCUAGAAAUUGCUUAUCUAUUUAUAGUACUGUAUACAAUACAUGUCAUAUAUGGAUAGGAUUGUUUAUCUUCUGAUUCAUUUAAUCUACUGAACUAUCUAAUUCAUUGACUGUUGAAGGAAUGUUUUUUUUUUCUUAGUCACCAAUCAGAAUGUUGCUUUUAUAGAAGAUGUUGAUGAGAUUGAAUCAAAAAUAUAAUAAACAAUGAAUAUACAUCCAUAGCUAGUUAUAUUAUAUAAUAACAAUUAUGAUUAUUAUUAUUAUUGUUACUAUGUGCCUUCUCAGCCAGUGGUUUGUUUUUCUAUCUUUUUUUCGUUUUCUUUUCAUAAUGUAUCAUGUAUAUUUUUUUUCUUUAAACCAAUCAAUCAAUCAAUAAAUCGAUUUGUUGAACUCUGAUAAAAAGUUUUAAAAAAAAAAGAACAAAAGAAAAGAAACUUUACAGAUCAACAAUUCAUACAGUUUAUAUUUAUUUACCCCCCGCCCACUUGCCGCCCUCCCCCAAAAAAACGAAACUGUAAUCUAUAAAAGAAGAAACAAAAAAGAAAGAGAAAAAGGAUAAAGAGAAAACACUUUUCUGAUUAUCAUAAACACAUUUAUACAAGUUGAUUGUUUAUCUAUUUACAUAUGCAUGUAUUGUAUUCUCUUCUAUAUAUGAUGAAAGAAAUUCUCAAUAACGAUUAACAUGUUGAACAGAGUUAAACAGUUUGCCUUCUUCAGAUAGUGGACUGUUUUUCUUUUUCUUCUUCUUCUUCUUCUUCUUCUGAUGAUGAUGAAGAUGAAGAUGAUAUAGUCCUAUAAUGAUUAUUAACUAUUAUUGAUCCUUUAAUGUUAUUAUUAUUAUUAUUAUUAUUAUUAUUACUAUGUUAUCAUGUAUCUUGUAAAAGACCACUUUGCUUACAUUAUCAUUGUUCUUUCUAAAGUAAUGGGUUACUUACUUAUUUACACUUUCACAAGUUGAAAUCAUGAGCCAAUUGAAGCUAGACCACCAUGGAAAACCUGGAAGCAGUGGACGGCCGUUUCGUCCUAACAUGGGACUCCUCAGCAGUGCGUAUCCAAGAUCCCGCACCCAGCAGGGUUCGAACCCAGGAUCUACUGGCUUCGCGCGUGAGCACUUAACCACCAGACCACUGGACCGGUAUCCAGCGGUGGUCUAGCUUCAAUUGACUCAUCAUUUCAACUUGUGAAAUUUCUAAAAAUCUCCACAAAACCCAUUCUGAUUAUUUACACUUGUUACACCUCGUGGAAGAGUAUAGGUCAACUACCAGCAUUAUUUAUCCGAUUCUGUCCUUGGCAAUCCUUUCCAGUUGUUAUUAAUCCUUUUCAUGUCUGUUCCCAAUUCUAGACAUAGUGUGUUCUUCAGUCUUUCUCUUUUUCGUUUCUCUCCAAGAUUUCAAGUUAGCGUUUGCUUUGUGAUGCAGUCUGAUGAUUUCCUCAAUAUGUAUCCCAACCAACUCCAACGUCUUUUCUUGAUUUCCUUUUCAACUGGGAGCCGGUUUGUUCUCUCCAACAGUAGACUGUUGCUGAUAGUAUCCAGUUAACGGACAUUCAGUAUCUGUCCUCGAUAAUCCUUUUCAGUUCUUUCCGGUUCCCAUCCAUCCUUUUCAUGUCUGUUUCCAAUUCCAGGUGCAUUGUGUUCAUUAGUCUUCCACUUUACCUUUUCCCUUCAAGAUCUCAAGCAAGCGUUUGCUUCGUGGUGCAAUUGUUUUUCACUUGAGAGUUGAUUUGUUCUCUUCCACAGUAGGUUGUUGCAGAUGGUUUCAAAGUUGUGAAUAUUUAGGUAAUAUGCAUCAAGAAAUAAAUAUCAGCUACAGAAGAUGUACUAGACUGACUAAUUUAUAAUUUGAUACUGACUGCGCCCAAUGUUGUUUAACUGUGGUGAUCGGACAAGAAAGUCCUACUCACUUCCUUCUCGUAAAGGAGGUGCUAUUUACGAAAUCGAGAGGACCAAAUGCGAAUGUCCAGAGCUUUAAUUAAGUUGGAUCAUGCCUUUAGGUGGAAGGCCCCGAGUGUUGACCCCUAACAAAGCCACCUGGUUCGGUCUGGGCACCCGGGCAGUAUCACAGCCCAGACACAGAUCAAGUGAUUUGUUUGACGCAUAUGUAUUGGGUUCGCCUUUAUACCGAUAUAAAAAUCAGAAUACACGAGACAGCUAUUUCAUCAUAAUAUCAAACUUCUCAGAAUCCUCAAUGAGAUUGAAAUUAAAACUAACGCUAACAAUAUCAGAACUAUAAGAAACAACUUUUGUAAACAUACAUUUAAUUGGAAAAUUUCACUUCAUAUUACCGCUUAAUAUUUGAAUAGAGAAUAUAAAUAAACUACGAAAGAUUUAUAUGCAAAGAUGGACAGUAACUAGCAGUGGAAUCCAGUUUGAUGCACAUUUCGUCCUAUUCGCGACUCAUUAGCUGAGUGGACCUGCAUCUCAGAGUUGAUAUUCACUGUGGGACUUGAACCCAGCACCGUUCGCUAUCACGACUCAGUAGCUAAGUGGAUAACGUGAUGGCGUUCGAAGCGAAUGGUACUGGGUUCGAGUCCCAGAGUGAACAUUAACUGUGAGAUGCAGGCACAUCCAGCUGGUGAGUCCCAGAUAGGACGAAACACGCGUCCUGGAUUCCACUGCUAGUCACUAUUCAUCUUUGUUUGUAAAAGCUUUUGAAUUAAGGCAAUAUCGAGGCAAUAUGCACAGUAUGCACGAAUGCCAAUAAGAGACUGAUCAAUUGCAGUCUUAAAACCUCAAUGGGAAAAUACAAGCCAGACAAUAUCAAGUGAAUAAUAAAGCUUUACUGACUCUAAAUGAUAAUGAUUACUGAAUCGUUAGUAACUUUUUAUUCCUGUUUCCAAUAACCCAAAAUGUAAUAGAACACAAAAUAGUACGUAGUGAUUUUCAAAAGUGUUAUUUACAAUUGAAUGAUCAUUGGGUGGUGAUCAAUGUCAUGUAUGUCAGGUCCUUCUUAGUACAAACCGAAUCUUAUCGACAGAUUUGCAAUGUUUUCACGAGUCAAGAUGACUUGACAAGAAGUUAAACAUGGCCCAGAUAACUCAGUAGUAACGUCUCUAACUGCAAAACUGUCUGGGACGGCAUCGAGUCCGUCAGGAAGCAUCAAUUGCCUGAAGAUUACAGGUACACCUUGAUGACGAGUGCCAAGUAGCAUAAAACCUAGGUCGAGGGUAAGUCAGUCAAUAAAUUAAAAUUUUGUUAUGUGUCAAAUAUAUCAAUGUUACGAAAAUAAGCAAGGAAACAAACACAAUCUAAUCAAUCUGUUGUCUGUAUUGAUUCCAUUACUAACAUGAUCCAUUUUUGUAUUGAUAUUCAUAUCCGAGAAAAGUAUUUUUAAAAAGAAAAAAACACAGUCGGCAACAAAACAAAGAGGAGUGUGGGGGUGAGUGAAUGAGAUAGCAACUAAUAGAAUUGAAUUCAUUAUUCUCAUUAAUGGAUAUAAAUAAACAAAAUAUGUAGAGAGAGGGGGAGAGAGUGAACCUUCUUUUUUUCUCUAAAAAAAAAGAAUUUUAAAUAAUGUUAAUCAUUGCAAUCAAUGAGAGCAAAUGAUGAUUAUCAUUAUUCAUAAUGUGUGUGUGUGUAUAUUGUUUAUUGAUGAACUAGAUCAAACAUGUCAGAUCUUAAAUCUUUCUUCAUUUUGUGCUAUUUACCUUUAUUUUUUUAUUUUGA
Molecule: messenger RNA, 14616 nt
Organism: Schistosoma haematobium
Lineage: Eukaryota; Metazoa; Platyhelminthes; Trematoda; Strigeidida; Schistosomatidae
Product: Neurexin-3-beta, variant 2
Exons: 33
Coding region: 1180-9090 (2636 amino acids)
Biological process (GO): heterophilic cell-cell adhesion; establishment or maintenance of epithelial cell apical/basal polarity
Cellular component (GO): protein-containing complex; plasma membrane
Molecular function (GO): protein binding
Source: RefSeq, a predicted model, not a curated record